AUGCGCGUGGUUACCAUCAUAAUCCUGCUUUUCUUUUGUAAAGCCGCUGAGCUCCGCAAGGCAAACCCUGGGGGUGUGAGAAGCCGAGCGAAUCCUGGCCGGGUGGGAGGGGGCCGGAGAGGCUCCAACCCGGUCAAACGCUACGCACCGGGCCUCCCCUGCGAAGUGUACACGUAUCUUCAUGAGAAAUACUUAGAUUGCCAAGAAAGAAAACUGGUCUAUGUGCUGCCCGGCUGGCCUCACGAUUUGCUGCACAUGCUGUUAGCAAGAAACAAGAUCCGCAUAUUAAAGAACAGCAUGUUUUCCAAGUUCAAAAAGCUGAAAAGCUUGGAUCUGCAACAGAACGAGAUCUCCAAAAUUGAGAGCGAGGCUUUCUUUGGUUUAAACAAACUCACCACUCUCCUACUGCAGCAUAACCAGAUCAAAGUCUUGACCGAAGAAGUGUUCAUUUACACACCUCUCCUGAGCUACCUGCGCCUUUACGACAACCCCUGGCACUGUACCUGCGACAUCGAGACGCUAGUUUCAAUGCUGCAGAUCCCAAAGAACCGAAAUUUGGGGAACUAUGCCAAGUGCGCAAGCCCACAAGAACUAAAAAAUAAAAAGCUGCGGCAGAUAAAAUCAGAAGAGUUGUGUAAUGAAGAAGAAAAGGAACCGCUGGACCCGAAACCCCAAGUGUCAGGGAGACCCCCGGUCAUCAAGCCUGAGGUGGACUCUUCUCUUUGCCACAUCUACGUGUUUCCCAUACAAACACUGGACUGCAAAAGAAAAGAGUUGAAGAAAGUUCCAAACAACAUCCCUCCAGAUAUUGUUAAACUUGACUUGUCAUACAAUAAAAUCAACCUACUUCGGCCCAAGCAGUUUGAAGAUGUUCAUGAGCUAAAGAAAUUAAACCUUAGCAGCAAUGGCAUCGAAUUCAUCGAUCCUGCUGCUUUUUUAGGACUCACACAUUUAGAAGAGUUAGAUUUAUCAAACAACAGUCUGCAAAACUUUGACUAUGGAGUAUUAGAAGACUUGUAUUUUUUGAAACUCCUGUGGCUCAGAGAUAACCCUUGGAGAUGUGACUACAACAUCCACUACCUCUACUACUGGCUAAAGCACCACUACAACGUCCACUAUAAUGGCCUGGAGUGCAAAAUGCCUGAAGAAUACAAGGGGUGGUUUGUGGGGAAAUACGUUCGGAGUUACUAUGAAGAGUGUCCCAAAGACAAAUUACCAGCAUACCCUGAAACAUUUGACCAGGAUACAGAAGAGGAUGAAUGGGAAAAAAUACAUAGGGAGCACACAGCCAAGAAGCAAAGUGUAAGAAUCACGAUAGUGGGAUAA
Eptesicus fuscus (big brown bat) is the source of this 1326-nucleotide messenger RNA. It is a transcript of the gene LRRC17, whose product is annotated as leucine rich repeat containing 17. The record is from RefSeq and is a predicted model, not a curated record. Gene Ontology annotation, cellular component: plasma membrane. The transcript has 3 exons. Bases 1 to 1326 code for a protein of 441 amino acids. Lineage: Eukaryota; Metazoa; Chordata; Mammalia; Chiroptera; Vespertilionidae. Gene Ontology annotation, molecular function: protein binding.